GCGGGGGCCGGGGGGAGGGGAGAGGGGGAUUUACUAUUAGCUCUGAUCGGCUGCUUGAAGCUCUUCCACUGAACCGGCCCUUUCUCACUCUGUCUGGGCGUGAUAAUCUCUCAGCUGCUGGCUGCAUUGUGUGCCAGACGCUGGUGGGGCACCGCCUGCUGCGCGCUCGUCGCUCCUAAAUUGUGCUGACGAUCCCUCCAUCGGGCCCUCUCCUCAUUCGAGCCGGGUUCCACUUGUGUCGGGCCCGACCUUCCGAAAGCUCUUCUCUCCUCCUCCUCCUCCUCCUCCUCCUCUUCUCUUUCUCCCUCCGCUCGCCUGCCUUUCUUUCUUUUCUUCUUCCCUCUCCCUCAGCUUGACGACGACGACGACUCCUCUCGCUCGCUCGCGGUGGAUGUGAGGCGUGUGGGUUCUCGCCCUCGGUCGCCUUGCGCACUGAGAAAUUCUUGUGUCUGAUUCUCGGCGCAAGAACAGUGGUGCCGAGUUGUCUGGUCUUGGACUCCUGCGAAGCUCCGAGGAUUGAGACUCACGGCUGCCAGCCGUUUCUGCCUCUCUAGGGAUCGUCCGUAUCCCCCCACUUGUGCUCUUCUCUCUCUGCGACCGAAGGCUGGUCGGCUCGCUUGCUGCAGAUCACCCCUCCCUCCCUCCCUCCCUCCCUCCCCUCCAGUCCAAUAUUUCCCCCCCUCCCCCCCUGCUCGCGAGAGUUUCUUGGCACUCUGGCGUGCGUGCAUUCAUCCCUCCAGUGUAAAUUCAUUCUUCUGGUAUGCGCUCUGUGUUCCAAGUGUGAUUACAUUAUCCUCUACAAAUUCCGAGCGGCUUAAAAAUCUCACUCCCUUUUUUUCUCCUCCUCUCUCGAGGCCGAGGACCUCGUUCGUGGAUUGGUGUAUGCACCACCUCCAUUCGGGGCAUUCUCCGCAGAAAACCAUCACUUAUGUUACAUAGCUCCCUUCAGGCGAGAUUUUCCUACCUCGGUGAGUGCCGCAUUGGGAGGAGAGGCCGAAGCUCGUGUAGCAAGAGCGAGCUGCAGAAACGCUGCAGGUUGAUGACUUGCCGACUCUUCCGAUAGUAGCAGCAGAAGGCCAUUUGCACGCACCUCCGGACGAGGCAGAGGUCGAGCAUUCAUGGCCGUCACAGUUUGAUGUCGCAGCCGCAGCUUUGGCAUCAGCCCGAGAGGAUCGUUCGGCCGCGCGGUCCUUCGCGUUCUUGCGCGCGCUCGUCGCGCUCGCGCUCGGGAUCUCGAGAAGAGAGCGCUGCCGCGAUGGCGUCGACGACUACCACGACGACGACGACGAUGGCGACGGCGGCGGCGGUGCGAGAUGGGGUGCCCGGGAGCCUGUGCUCGGACUUGUACAUGGCGCUGGAGCUGAACGGGGCGGACUCGGGAAUGUGCGAGCGGCCGCGAGUGCUGGCCGUGCUCUCGUCAUUGCUCGACCGCGUGGUGGCCCGAAACGAGCGCCAGGCGCUGGUGCUGAACCGCAGCCUCAGCCCUCCGAAAUUGACAGUCUUCCACGGCCUCCGUGCGCCCACCAUCAGCAUCGAGAAGUACCUCGAGCGGAUCUUCAAAUACGCCAACUGCAGCCCCUCGUGCUUCGUCGUCGCCUACGCCUACAUCGACCGCUUCAUCCACCAGCAGCCCGGCAUCCCCAUCACCUCGCUCAAUGUCCACCGCCUCCUCAUCACCAGCGUCAUGGUCGCCGCCAAGUUCCUCGACGAUGCAUACUACAACAAUGCGUACUACGCGAAGGUGGGCGGGGUGACGACGCUGGAGAUGAACAGGUUGGAAUUGGACUUCCUCUUCCGGCUGGAUUUUCGCUUACAGGUGACGGUGAGCGUGUUCGAGAGCUAUUGCAGCCAUCUGGAGCGCGAGGUGGCGCUAGGGGGCAGCAAUUACCAGGUCGAGAGGGCGCUGCAGUUCGGGUGCGGGUUGGACGGGGGCUCGACGCAGGCCAAAGUCGAGAAGCAGCAGCGGAUGGUGGUCAGGUGCAGCUACGGUGGAUUGUGACCCUGCCCCUCGCCGCGAGAAUUUUCCGAGCAGUGAGAGAUAGAGCGAGGCACCGGAGUUUUGCCGCGCGCCGCGUGCCUGGCUCUCUCUCUCGCUCUCGCUCGCUCUCCUCCCGGCCGCCGUUUUUUUUACUCUGCUCCACUGCCCUGACUCCCUGUACACUGCCUUUUACGCGCGAGCGAUCGAACGAUGCGACGAUGCAACGAUGCCACGAAACAAUGAAUGAACGAGCGGAUGAGCGAACGAUGAAGAUGACGACGAUGACGACGGCGGACGGGGUUUUGGGCAGGGGGUGGAGGAGGGCGGGAUGGGGCGGGAUGGGAGAACAACAGCCUGGAGGUGUGGGUUUUUGGGCGUCUCCGGAUCGAUCGAUGGUGGGGAAAUUUCUGGAGGCGUCGUUGGGUGUGGUCGUGCGGGAUGCAUACUUCCUACUACUUCUUAUAGCUAGCUGGGUUCACGGUGGAAGCCAGAUUGCUGCUCGAGCGCAGAUCCUGGGAGUCGUCUGCGCUCGGGCGCAAGGUGGCACGGCGACGAUGAACGCUUUAUCAUAACAAGACGGCAUUUCCCGCCUGCCUGCUCGAUUGUAAUUAUAGUGUAACAAUGUUAGGUCGUAGAGGAUGCCGGGUCCGAGCGAAAGGGCUGUGGAUCCGGCUCGUGUCUUACAAGGUUUCCUUACUCGCCCGGAGUGGUUUCUACGAAGGUGGUGCUGGUGUUGGCCUUCUUCUUUAUUCUUCUUCUUCAUCCGAAACCAUUAUCUGUAGUUUAGGUUUCUCUCGAUAAAUUGCAUGCUGGCCGGAGCCUGCUCCCGCCCCUGCUUCCUCACGGGCAUCGAAUGGCUUGCUGGGAUCAAUGUACCGAUUCAGACCAGGGCCGCCUGAGGCCCAUCAGGUCAGGUGUCCGGCCUUCGCCAUGCCCGGCCUCUCAGCGAUGGAAAGUUUGGUGUGACAUUUUGCAAUAGGGCGAGCUGUGGGUCGCGAGGAGGUUGCUGGAUCGGGUUUCGGUCACGACAACGACGACGACGACGACGACGAAUAGACGAUGAUUGAAAAGCGUGACAACUGUUUUUCUUAUCUUCUAGACUUGAGGAGCAGCCGCUGAUCUUCACUUACUUAUAGGAUCUGUAUUUGUAAACUGUGAUCGAGUAAAAAGCCGAGAAAGACAUUGAUACU
Molecule: messenger RNA, 3168 nt
Organism: Marchantia polymorpha subsp. ruderalis
Lineage: Eukaryota; Viridiplantae; Streptophyta; Marchantiopsida; Marchantiales; Marchantiaceae
Source: the annotation of a GenBank genome assembly